CCGCUCCCUCUGGUGUAUGUCAUCAAAAGGCGGAAGCUCAGCGGGGGCGGGAAGGUUGUAGAACAGCACGUUGAGCUCGAUUUGCCGGUCUUUGAGUGGUCGCACCCCCGUGAAGAAAGAACCUGACGGCAAGGCGGCCUCAGGCUAUCUAGCCUCCGGGUAAGUAGGGCCGCCUGGCGGCGCCGGGGGAUUGAUGGUCUGUGGCUCUGGAGCUGACCUGCUGCCGCCGUCCCCACAGGUGAUUGUAAAGUGCUGAUCAACUGCCACUGAACAAAGUUGAAACAGAAAAUAGGAAGAUGGCAGCAAACCCUUCAGGACAAGGUUUUCAGAACAAAAAUAGAGUUGCAAUCUUGGCAGAGCUGGACAAAGAGAAAAGAAAAUUACUAAUGCAGAACCAAUCUUCAACAAAUCAUCCUGGAGCUAGCAUCGCACUCUCAAGACCCUCUCUUAACAAGGACUUCCGGGACCACGCUGAGCAGCAGCAUAUUGCAGCCCAACAGAAGGCAGCUUUGCAGCAUGCACACGCACAUUCAUCUGGAUACUUCAUAACUCAAGACUCUGCGUUUGGGAAUCUUAUUCUUCCUGUUUUACCUCGCCUUGACCCAGAAUGAAGAAAAUAUUUGUAACAAAAGUGACUCUGUAAUUUCAGACGCCAAAGCUCCCACCGUUCAGUGCUAUGCAGACUGUGACUUUCA
This is a messenger RNA of Camelus dromedarius (Arabian camel), 695 nucleotides long. It is a transcript of the gene INIP, whose product is annotated as INTS3 and NABP interacting protein. Bases 297 to 611 code for a protein of 104 amino acids. NCBI's taxonomy places the organism in Eukaryota, Metazoa, Chordata, Mammalia, Artiodactyla, Camelidae. Gene Ontology annotation, cellular component: nucleoplasm; nucleus; SOSS complex. Gene Ontology annotation, biological process: DNA repair. The record is from RefSeq and is a predicted model, not a curated record. The transcript is spliced from 5 exons.